UGUCCAGCGCAGGUCAACAUAACAAGAUCUUCCCGUUUGUGUACUGAAUGCGGUAUAUGCUGAAGGCGACGAAUUCACCGAAAAUUACCCUAAAAAUACGUUGAAUUUUGCAACUUUUCCUUGUUGUUUGGGUUCUCCAUCGCAUGAAGAUCAAAAGCCGAUCAAUGUGGAAGACUACCAUGGCAUCGAUCUCUGUCUAUGCUGUUGUUUUUGUCAUUGCUUCUACCAUUUCUCUGUCGUCGUGUGAGCAGGCAGCAGUGGGCUUCAACUUCCAAUACGUCUUUGAGAAAGAGAACUUCUUUGGACCGUUCUCAUUGGGUCCAGACCAGCCCGGCCCAGUUGUCUACAAACCCUCCCUUGUCGGUAAGCCGGGUUUACCAGAAUGGUUGAGCUACAUUCAGACAGACCCCGCCCGUCAAGCCUACGUGUAUGGCACACCUGAUGCAGACAAUAUUGGUGACAUCACUCUUGAAAUCCUAGCACUGAACACAAACACCUACCAGUCUGCUCGUGUCAAGGUGCCGAUAUCCAUAACUGACCAAUCAGAUGCCCCGAGCUACCUUGCCACGUUCUUCCUUAGCAACCACAAUGUGGGAGACAUGCUUUCCGCUGACCGGCAACAAGAGUUUCUGAAUAGGUCAGCUUUGGUCUGGUCUACACAGACUCCCUUAGUCAUCCACAGGCUGAGGCCGGCAUCAGACUCAGUGGAGGCCGGGAACUCCACACCGACAGAUCCCCAGGGAAGGGAAGGCGUCUAUGUGAGUGUAGGUUCCACGACGCCCUUCUCCACAGAAUUACUCCGAGUCCAUUCAGAGGCGUCCAGUGACUGCAUCAAUGGGGCUUACGUGCCGUUUAAACUGGCCGAUGCGUUCAAGCCAACGUUUGAGGUUGACUGGUGCCGCUUAGAACUGACCCAGACAGACCAGUCACCCGAGACAGACCCCUCCUCAGACCCCAAGCCUGUGCCCCUGGGGGGUGAAUACAUGCCCCCAGCGCUGACCACCGAGCCCCCUAAUCACCUGGUGGAGUUCUUACUUAUCGUCGUACCUCCUCUGGCCGUGGCACUCAUCUUUGUCAUUGUGCUGGGUUUCCUCAUGUGUAGCUGUAGGGGGAGCUCGAAACACAUAGCAAGAACUCCUGAAAUACAGCUGACCCAUCACCAGGGUAUUCGUCAGGCCAGUCGUCAGUUGAGGGCACUGUCAAAUCGUCGCGACGGAGGUCCUUCCUCCUCACCGACUACUCCGAUAAUCCCCCACGGCGCUAAUCCAGCUGUUAGUAGCGUCCAAUCCUCACCACGACAUCACAUACAUGAUCCUGACGCAUUGCCCAUGACAAGCACCCCACUGUUCAGUCGUACAUCUCCGCCCCCAUAUCGUGUCCCACCCCAACACCCAUCCACACCAACCACCCCAGGUCAUCAGGAGACUAGCUUCAAUGACCCAUUUGACAGCAGGAGACUGUCUGAACCAGGAAACCCUAGAGGACGUCCACUGGCCUCGCCGAUCAGAUCUCCACCCCCAUUUAUGAGUGGUUCAUCCUCCAGAGGCUACCCAGCAGGAGCAUCGGCAUCCUAGGAGAUACCAAGCGCCUGGAAACAGCGGGGGUGGCCAGGGACCACGUGUGCAUGUGCAAUAUGUUUAUGUAUUAAUCAAGUUGAUGUGAUAUUGAAUAAGUGUAUGUUUGAUGUUUAGCAUGUCAAAAUAUGAGUCGAAACAAAGAUAGUUUUGUAAGUUAUUCCUGCAUGCCUACCCUUAUGUUAGUUUUUAUAACAAGAACAAUUGUCACAAAAUUGUAAAAGAAUGGUCACAAAAUUUCAAGUGAAGGUGUUGCCAGGGUAAAGAUUACGAACACCAACUUCACCCCGUACUUAUAUGUCGUGAGCAACUGAAAUUGCAAAGAACUGUUUUUAGAGGUUGCAUGAAAAUGUGGCCACUAUAUUGUUUUCAAAACUUUAUUGCGUUUUCAGAAAUACUUGCAUGCCAGUGUUUCAUAUUUUGGGGCUACUUCCUGCAGUAAUGUAAUGCAACACAUGAAGUCUCAAUCAGAAUUCUAAGAUGAAUACUUCGGCAGUUCAAAGCAAAACACCUAGGUGCCUAGCAUGUUGUAGCUGCAAAUUAUUCUUUUUUUAAUUUAAAGGGAAGAUACAACAUUUGCAAACAUCAAACAACGAAAUGCUCAAGUUAUCACGAAAUACCUUACUGGAUUGUUAGGGUAAAAAUUAC
Messenger RNA from Patiria miniata (bat star), 2222 nucleotides. RefSeq names its product epsilon-sarcoglycan-like. The record is from RefSeq and is a predicted model, not a curated record. The transcript has 12 exons. NCBI's taxonomy places the organism in Eukaryota, Metazoa, Echinodermata, Asteroidea, Valvatida, Asterinidae. Gene Ontology annotation, cellular component: membrane; sarcoglycan complex. The coding region runs from base 144 to 1574 and encodes 476 amino acids. Gene Ontology annotation, molecular function: calcium ion binding.